This is a messenger RNA of Salvelinus sp. IW2-2015, 2187 nucleotides long. Lineage: Eukaryota; Metazoa; Chordata; Actinopteri; Salmoniformes; Salmonidae. The record is from RefSeq and is a predicted model, not a curated record.
CAUGACAGUCUGCCGCCCGGGGUGGCUAUCUUUCCUAACGCUGAUAGGAGGCCACUACCACGACCAUCUUAGCGGAGCUCCAGAUGCUUGAUGAGUGGCGAUAUGAGCUUAGAGAAACGCUCUCUCGACCUGUCUUACUCUAGCUUCUCCCAGCCACCUGGUCAUCGGAACCAGACCUUCACCUACAUGGGAAAGUUCUCCAUCGACUCUCAGUAUCCCGAACUGGAACCCCGAGGCGUCAUCAACAUAGUGAGUGCGGGGAUCCUGGGCAUGACCCAGCCAUCUUCUGCCUCCUCCUCCCCGGCGUCCUCCGGUUCUCCGGCCAUUUUCUCCUCCACGCUCAGCUGCACCAUGGCCCAGAACCAGGCCGACAUGGAGACCCCCCUCUACUCUUCCCCGCCUCCCUACGGCUGUGGGGAGGUCUACCAGGACCCGUCGGCCUUUCUCUCCACCGGGCCCGGUAUCUCCUACCCGCCGCCGUCCUACUCCUCCCCUAAGCCCAACACAGACUCGGGUCUCUUCCCCAUCAUCCCAGACUAUGGGUUCUUCCAGCCGACCUGUCAGAGGGACAUGCAGGCCAUGCCUGACCGCAAGCCCUUCCCCUGCCCACUGGACUCCUUUAGAGUACCCCCACCUCUGACUCCCCUGAACACUAUUAGGAACUUUACAUUAGGUGGGCCGGUCUCGGGACCCAGACUCCCCACAGCGUACAGCCCCCAGAACCUCCCCCUGAGACCCAUCCUGCGGCCCAGAAAAUAUCCCAACAGACCGAGCAAGACCCCGGUCCAUGAGCGGCCGUACCCCUGCCCAGCGGAAGGCUGCGACCGGCGGUUCUCUCGGUCUGACGAGCUGACCAGACACAUCCGGAUCCACACGGGACACAAACCGUUCCAGUGCCGGAURUGCAUGAGGAACUUUAGCCGCAGCGACCACCUCACCACGCACAUCCGCACGCACACCGGAGAGAAGCCCUUCGCCUGUGAUUUCUGUGGCCGUAAGUUCGCGAGGAGCGACGAGCGCAAAAGACACACCAAGAUUCAUCUCAGACAGAAAGAGAGAAAAACAUCCACUGCGCCAUCAAACAACACGAACUCUGAUCGCUCCGGUAGCGGUUCUAUAAGCACAUCUAGCGGAGUCUGCUCCUCCAGCACGGGACAGCUGGCGGGAUGCCCCUCGCGGGCGGUAUAGUACACACUAUAGCCAAUAGGUUUAUGGGAAUAAAUAUUUWGAAACCUUGAUGAACUAAAGACAAUAGAYAUUYAGGUUUAAUUGUUUGUAAGCUGCAAGUUCAAAACACAAWAUGGAACCYACUUGACACGCAACAGKAUAAUUGUCUUUCAUGCGUAAUUGCGCAUCAUUCCGGUGCGCUCCAAACGUUCCCACGARGUAUCCUCURAGUUUGGUGGCUGAGAGAAACGCACUUUGUUUGCAUAGCCUACUGAAGUCAAGUUAKWAGACAAUACUUUUAACACGUGGCUGCCUCUAUUCUCUUCAUGUAUAGGYAAGAAACAUGUUGAGGAUUAAUAUCAAGCACAUGUACACUGACGCGCCAAUAGGCUACAAUAUACACAACGCUGCAUGGGAAAGAACGUUAUAUUUGCAAUAAUUUAGAAGGAAAYGUGUGUUAAAUUAUUUACUAGACAAAAUGUGUCAUUUUUAACAUGUUCGUUGAUUMUAUUUCCCCCUUGUUGUGCCUCGUUUCACACGUUAUUUUUGUACAUUGUCAAUACAAGGACGAUUUAAUGAAACUGUACAUUUUGUCAUUUAAUAUGAAAGUUUGAUUAUAUGUAUAUUUUUGUACACAUUGUGCCGUGUAACUAUGGAAAGUGUUGUGGUUUAUGUCUAACAAUAAGGAAUGUAAAUAAUUGAACUCAAAACCGAAUUGACAUUUUGUUUUUCGUGAAUGUUUACGACUCAUAUUAAAUGUUAAUGUUGAUUAAAAAAAAAUCUCAAUGGCCUCCAGAAAGGUUAUUUCUUGUGAACUAAAACAAAUAAAGUAAACUGUGAACAACUAGAAUAUAAUGUAAUAGUAUUGGAAAGUACACCAUAAAGGGCGAGCGUGGUAAUUCCCAUGUAACGUCAGUCUGAGGUGAGUCAUGCCUUCACGAGCUCCCACUCACCGUCUAUCCGUUCUGAUGCUUUGGUUAACAACUAUAGAACAGGAUCUUUACCGUUGUUCAUGUAGAG